Molecule: messenger RNA, 1232 nt
Organism: Arachis ipaensis
Lineage: Eukaryota; Viridiplantae; Streptophyta; Magnoliopsida; Fabales; Fabaceae
Product: cationic peroxidase 1
Biological process (GO): response to oxidative stress; hydrogen peroxide catabolic process
Molecular function (GO): heme binding; peroxidase activity
Source: RefSeq, a predicted model, not a curated record
AUGUGUCUUAUAGAAUUAGGGUCAGCUCAAUUGUCACCGAAUUUUUAUGCCGCAAAAUGUCCUAAUGCACUUUCAACAAUUAGGUCAGGAGUGAACUCUGCUGUCAGCAAAGAAGCUCGCAUGGGAGCUUCGCUUCUUCGCCUUCAUUUCCAUGAUUGCUUUGUGCAAGGAUGUGAUGCAUCAGUGCUAUUAGAUGAUACAGCAACUUUUACAGGAGAAAAGACAGCAGGUCCUAAUGCAAAUUCUAUUAGAGGUUUUGAAGUCAUUGAUUCCAUAAAAUCCCAACUAGAGACUUUGUGCCCUGGUGUUGUUUCUUGUGCUGAUAUUCUUGCUGUUGCUGCUAGAGACUCUGUUGUUGCUCUUGGGGGACCAAGUUGGACAGUGCAAUUGGGGAGAAGAGACUCAACCACAGCAAGCAAAAGCCAAGCUAACUCAGAUUUGCCAGCUCCCACUUUGGAUCUCAGUGGCCUUAUCUCUGCUUUCUCCAAGAAAGGUUUAUCAACUAGUGACAUGGUUGUUCUAUCAGGAGGGCAUACAAUUGGGCAAGCAAGAUGCACUUCAUUCAGAGCAAGGAUAUACAAUGAGACGAACAUAGAUCCGAAUUUUGCAAAAUCAUUGCAAGGAAAUUGUCCUAGCACUGGUGGUGAUAACAACUUGGCCCCAAUUGACACAACUAGUCCAACAAGGUUUGACAAUGCUUACUACAAGAACUUGCUAGUGAAAAAGGGUCUCUUCCAUUCUGAUCAGCAACUCUUCAAUGGAGGAUCCACAGAUUCUCAAGUCAACGGUUAUGCCAGCAACCCUUUAAGUUUCUGCAGAGAUUUUGGCAAUUCUAUGAUUAAGAUGGGAAACAUUAGUCCACUCACUGGGACCAGUGGCCAGAUUAGAACUAAUUGCAGGAAGAUCAAUUAGGAUCAAUAAGAUCAAUAAUAUAGAAAAAUAAAUAAAUCUGGUUUGUUAUCUUUUUUGUUUUAUUUAAUGAUCAAGUCUAAUAAUGGUAUAUGAACAUUUUUAAGAAAAUGUUUGAAUAUUAUUAUUUGAUUUGAGAAUUGAAUAAAUUGAAAUAUAACAAAGUUUGUUUCAGCUUUUUUUACCUUAAUUAGGAUGGAUGUUGCAAUUGUGGUAUAGAAACAAUUCAAUGUCAGUGUUCCCUCUCAAUUGUAACUAAUAUUGGCCAGUUACUAUGGAAAUUUUAAAAACUAUAUAAUAUACAUAUAUUUGGUUCGUUCUUG